Ictalurus furcatus (blue catfish) is the source of this 1108-nucleotide messenger RNA. RefSeq lists its product as uncharacterized. Gene Ontology annotation, cellular component: cell surface. Lineage: Eukaryota; Metazoa; Chordata; Actinopteri; Siluriformes; Ictaluridae. The record is from RefSeq and is a predicted model, not a curated record. Bases 181 to 843 code for a protein of 220 amino acids. Gene Ontology annotation, molecular function: MHC class I protein binding; coreceptor activity. Gene Ontology annotation, biological process: regulation of immune response. The transcript has 4 exons.
AUUUCUUCAGUGUUGACACAUGAAAAGAUAUAAUCAAAUAUUUACAAAAAUCUGAGGGGUGUACUCACUUUUGUGAGAUACUGUAUAUAGACACACACAUGCACACGCACACACACACACACACACAUUUAAACAUUGCAUGUGUAUGUGUGUGUUUGCAUGUGAAGUGGUUUAGACAGGAUGUUUAAUUAUACGGAUCUGAAACCCAAGAGCAAGCUGCAUUUGUACCAAAAGCUCGAGAUGGAAGCGUACCUGUUCUUUUUUCUGCUGACUUGCACAAAUAUGCAAGUUGCUUCUGCUGAUACAUCUUUGUCGAAUUUAAAAUCGGCUGACACACUGACUGUGCGACAGAAAGAGAACAUCACGCUGCAGUGUGACAUCACUGGCAAUGAGGAUGUGGCCUGGUAUCUUCUGAGUUCAGACAGGUUUACACUUCUGAUCUCAGCACGGAAAACUCGCACGCGUAAAGGCCUCCCCGUUUAUUAUAACAAAGACGAGAGUCGCUUUGCCCUGAAGCCAGACAGCGAGAUUAACACGGCUAUCUUCACCGUCUUCAGUCUAAGGGAGGACGAUGAGGGACUUUAUUUCUGUGGAACUGCAGCCAAGCCAACACAGCUGCAUUUCGGCAGUGGCACCAGACUGCAGUUUGAAGACAAAAGCAAAGACACACAGGAAACUUUCUCUACACAGAAACCACAUGAAGGAGAAGUGGAGAAUACUGGUACUGUGAGUGUGUGUGAGAGAGUGGUAAUGUUUGGUGGUGUGGGCGUGGUCACCUUGCUCUUAAUCCUGACUACUGUAGUUGCAUGCAGCGUGAUCAAACAUGGACAACGUCAGUCAUGAGAUAAAUUAUGCUGAUGCAAGUUAUUGAGCUUUAAAAAAAAGUUUUUACAAAUAAUUUACAAAAGUAUUACAAAAUAAAGUGUUUGCACAAGUUGUAAUUUUUCUUGUAUUUAAUUCUGUACUGCACUUUGAUGUUUUCUCCUUUUUAUUGUUCGGUAAUGUCCCUCUGGAGGUAUCUGUCUCUUCACUACUGUUAGAUUCAACCGCAACUCGAACUCCAUUUCCCAGCAUACACAGCGGCCUACAAACACGGCCGCCCCGACAC